Messenger RNA from Thrips palmi, 3532 nucleotides. It is a transcript of the gene Mcm10, whose product is annotated as protein MCM10 homolog. NCBI's taxonomy places the organism in Eukaryota, Metazoa, Arthropoda, Insecta, Thysanoptera, Thripidae. Gene Ontology annotation, cellular component: nucleus; replication fork protection complex. The transcript has 2 exons. Gene Ontology annotation, biological process: DNA replication initiation; DNA replication. The record is from RefSeq and is a predicted model, not a curated record. Gene Ontology annotation, molecular function: single-stranded DNA binding; DNA replication origin binding. The coding region runs from base 168 to 3107 and encodes 979 amino acids.
AAGAAGAAAUGACGUGCGACACGCAGGACCACAAGGCGGUGCGUCGUGCCGAUAGUGGGUCAUAUCCUGCGAGCAGUGACACCGUUCGUGAAAGGCGGCAAAUGAAAAUGCACGUCAGACAAUAGCAGAAGUGCAACGGCUCCUCUUUCCCAGUGACCUCCCCAAAAAUGUCGGACACCGAAGACAUAGACGUUAACCUGCUGUCGGAGCUUCUGGAGAUGGCUGAAAAAGAUGACGUAAACCCUGUCUCUUCCAGCAAAGCUCCUCCACCCGAAAAAGGGCCUGCACAGGAGCAGUCGUUUGAUUCAUUCCUUGAAGACCUGGACAAGAUACCCGUCAGUACAUCUUCUAAGGGCAAGCUCAGUGACAAGACGGGCCAGUUCAACAACCAAGAUCCACCGAAGAAAGCUGUCAAGGGAAAGGGCAACAGGGGCUGCUCCCUCCACUCGGGGGACACAGACUCUUCGGAUGAUGAAGAGGCCAGGAAACAUGGGAGCACUGUUGACAAUUUUGGGGCAAGUGUUAAAAGGAUGCUCAAGACUGCGGAGGAAGAGAAGAGAACUGCUCCUCGUUUGACAGAAGGCAAGAGCCUCUUCUCUCAAAUGCCCUCAUGGAAGUCACCAGCAGCAGCAGUAGCCAAAGGUUCUAGAACGCUUAGUCUUCCAGAUAAAAAGAACAAGACUGGGCCGAUGGAUGCAUACACUGACUCUUCUAUUGGUAUCAGGAUCAUCAACCCUCUAGUGUCUUCUAGUGUCAUCAAAGAAAGACUAGUUGGGAGAAAAGUUAUAUCAAUGAGUCAAGUAAAACAAUUUACCUCUGACGGGAAAAUCACUGAUGACUGGGUAAUUUUUGGAGUAAUCAUUUCGAAGGCUCCGCCAAGAACCUCGGCUAAAGGCUCCAAUUACAGUAUCAUAAAAUUGAGUGACCUCAGAGGACCUGGAAAUCCAAGAAUAGUGUCCUUAUUUUUGUUUUCCAGUGCUUUUAAAAACCACGGCAAAGAUUCUGUCGGUACCGUCUUGGGGAUUUUAAAUCCUGGUGUGAUGGACAACAGCAGAAACCAUGGUGAUGAAGCAUGUUUAUCCGUUGAUAAUUCUGACAGAGUUAUGAUCUUGGGUACUUCCAAAGAUUUUGGACUUUGCAAAUCUAAAAAGAAGAAUGGAGAGAAUUGUACUUCGGUUGUGAACACAGCACUUUGUGAAUACUGUGUUUAUCAUGUUAAACAAGAGUAUCAAAAAUGCUCAAGAAGAUCUGAGCUGCAGUCCACCUUUAAUGGUCCAGGUUUAGCAAAUCUUAGAAAUAAAGUGCUGGGUAAAAACGAGGUAUUCUAUGGAGGUCAAAGCUUCUCUGCUAUUCCUGCCAAAAAAAGUAAAAAACUCAUGGAUAGAGACCAGAACAGACUCUCUGUUCUCUCAGGUAGAUCAAGCGGUCCAUCAUUGCUGGGCAUGAAAUCCCACGCAAAGACUGGCAUUGCAUCCUCUGUAGAAUUGAGCCAUCGCCAAUCUCAGAAAGAUGUAGAUCGUUUGCGGAAACUUAUUUUGGAUGAUGGUAAAGCCCUAUCCAAGCCAACAAGCAGUUCUAUUGUGACAGCCAAAUAUAAUCCUGAUGAGGUGAAACCAGAUGAUGCCAAGAGUGCUGCUUUGGCUUUGAUUGCCAAGAAAACAAGUAGCAAUGCUCCAAGUGUGGCAGAGCCAGACAACAAUCCCUCAUCAUCAUCAUCUGUCAUGAAGGAUGCAGCUGUCAUGACUGAAAGUGUGCCUCAAUCACGAGGAGUCAUGGCCACUUUGGCUCUCAACAAAAAGAGACAAAGUACUGGUGACUUCAAAGCCUCCUCUCUUGGAUUGGGAAGAUCUGCAUCAAGUGACGAAGCUACCUCAAGGAGAAAAGAAACUGACAGUGCUGCUGUUAUUCCACCUAAGAAAGAAAAAGAAACUAGUAGUGCUGCUGUCAUUCCAUCUAAGAAAGAGAAAGAAACUAAUAGUGCUGCUAUUGUUCCACCCAAGAAAGAAGAUAAAUGUAAGACUGGGGAAUCUGCCACCUCUGAGAGUAAUAUCAAGCCCAAUCCAAAAUCUUGUUCAAAGUUGACAAGCAACAAAAGGUCGAACAACAAACCUACCACUGCCCCUUUGAGCUCAGAUCAACUGUUGAAAAUAGCAUCUAAUGGAGUGGAUUUGGAAAGUCGAAUGCUGAAACAGGCCGCCCAAAAAGCAGCGUUGGAGGAGGAAGCAGCAAAACUCUGCCCAAAUGCUACUCCAUCCAUGCUCGGGCUGGGUCGCAGUUCUGCCCCAGUCAGGCCCAAGGUUGACUUGACUAGUUUCACAGAUUCAUCGCCUAAGCUUGGCAGGGGCUUGUCUUCAUUUUCAAGUAUUGAUCUUGAUGCUCCAAUUAGCAAGAAAAUUUCGCAGGCUGCUAAACUGAAUGCUAUUAAUCUUAUCAAACGUAAAGGAGGUAUAUCAAAGGAAGAUCCUAAUUUCCGAGAGUUUGGAUCCAGAAAAAAAGUUGCCAAGGAAGCAGAGUUAGCUAAGCGACCACGUGAUGAAAAAACUAGUCCUACAACAAACUUACUCAAGAAAUUCAAAGCAGAUUUUCAAGAAUUGGACAAAGACAAGGAAGCCGAAGCUAGGAAGGCAAGAUUUAAGGAACUCAUGGAGGCAACAUCUAGGCAUGCUGACCUUGUAGAUGCUGCUGAAGAUGAAGCACAGGAGAAGUAUUUUGGAAAACUAGAGAAAAAGGAACAAAUGGAAGAAAAAAUGUUGAACACAUUCAGGGUUGAGUGUAAGGCUGUUCGUUGUUCUACCUGCAAAUAUACAGCAUUCUCAGCCUCAGAACUCUGUAAAACUGAACGCCAUCCACUGAAAGUUAUUGAUGCUACAAAGCGAUUCUUCAAAUGUGGUGACUGUGGUAAUAGAACAGUCUGUCUCACAUUGAUUCCUGUUGUAACUUGCUCCAACUGCAGUGGAUCCCGCUGGGAGAAAGCUGCUAUGAUCCGUGAAAGGAAAGUGGGACUAACUCAAGAAGUUUUAUCAGUUCGCGGGAUGGAAGAAACAUAUAUUGGCACUGUAACAACAGGAGCCAAUGUUAAUCUUCUUGUGCCAGACGAAGGUACUUAAGUUUUUAAGCUUUUACAAAUGCCUACAAAAAUGUAGAACUAGUUUAUUUAUUUUUUUAAAUUAUAUUUUUAACUAUUUAGUGACCUAUUGUAAGACUUUCAGAUUAUGAGACAUGGAAUGAGACUGCCGUACUGUAUAGAUGUAUGAGGUAUUUGAUGUCUUGUCUUCUACAUUCAGAAUGUUAAUAAUACUUUACCAGAAUCUUUGUGACUAAGUAGGUUCUUAUUCCUCAAACUAUGUCUGUGAUAACUGGUGGCAAUUGUUGUGUCAGAAGUAAACUAUGGCAUCAUGACAUGACAUCAUGACAAAUUUCCCUGUAUUUGUACAUUUUAAGGGUCAACCAGGUUGUGAAAAUAGUACUCUGCAUCAAACAAACAUCUAUUUUAAUCACGAGAGGAGACAAUAAAUUUUAUUUACAUCUUUUA